Messenger RNA from Colletotrichum higginsianum IMI 349063, 1326 nucleotides. RefSeq names its product Ribosomal assembly complex component. The transcript is spliced from 2 exons. The record is from RefSeq and is a predicted model, not a curated record. Lineage: Eukaryota; Fungi; Ascomycota; Sordariomycetes; Glomerellales; Glomerellaceae. The coding region runs from base 1 to 1326 and encodes 441 amino acids. Gene Ontology annotation, molecular function: protein binding. Gene Ontology annotation, cellular component: nuclear pre-replicative complex. Gene Ontology annotation, biological process: rRNA processing; DNA-templated DNA replication.
AUGUUGUCCGAAGAGUUUUACUCGUCCAUCUGCGGCCCGCCUAUUGCGGCAAACACGGCCGUUUCCAAGGAUGUCGGCAUCUAUGCCCACACGCUCAGCCCCAGCUACGCCGUCAAGUCGACGCUCAAAAAAAGUGCAGCUCCGCCCAAUUGUCUGGCCGUCGGCGACUCGCACGUCUUCGCCGCCCAGCACGAGAAGUCCCAAGUCCAUGUCUACUCGAGAUCGCGCGGCAUCCAGGAAACGACUGUCACCUUCCCCGAGCGCAUCCGCAGCUUGGCGUUGAUAGGCGAUGUCUUGGCGUUAGGGACUUCCGAAGGCAGGCUGAUGUUGUGGGAGACGUGCACCGGCCGCCAGCUGACCACGCCGCCCUGCCAUGUCCAGGCCGUUUCGUGUUUGGCCGUCACACCCCAUCACAUCCUCACCGGCUCCCAAGACUCCAACAUUCAUGUGUGGACGCUGUCUCGUCUCCUGGAGCUAAACGCCUCCAUUGACAGUGAGCCCGACCGCACCCUCUCCAACCAUAGGGCUGCCAUCACCUCGCUCGCCAUCAGCCAGAGUGUCAACCCGGAAACCAACCUCUGCGUCUCGUCGAGCAAAGACAAGACUUGCAUCAUCUGGAACUAUCAAACGGGUGAGGUUCUGCGCACUCUACUGUUCCCCGCGGCUCCGCUCUGCGUUUCCAUGGAUCCCUGCUCUCGUGCCGUUUUCGUUUCAUCCGAGGACAGGUCCCUUUACCUCGUAGAGUUGCUCGGCGAGAAGCCGCUCAUUGGCCCCAACAGCGCUGAAUCAUCUUCGACUGUUGUGCAAGUCACCUCACCAAUUGGCAUCGCCGACGAAGACGCUGGCCCGGCCUCGUGCUUGGCACUGAACUAUGAUGGCACCACAGUUUUGUCCGGCCACACCAGAGGCAAGAUCUUACAAUGGCAAUUGACGGAGAACAGCCACCCUACAGAGUUGACUGAUCUCAAUGCCUCUGUAACAAACUUGGUGUUUCCGCCGCUGCUGCAAGCACCCCGAUCCACAAAACCUGCUGCAGUCAUUAAGCCCGCUCAGGCCGAGCGGCAGUACACUUUUACGUCUCAGCUGAACACGAGCCUCGAACAAGAGACGAGGUUUGCCAGGAUGCUCAAUGGCUUUGGCGUGCCCAGCGAUAUGCUGGAGUCGGCCGUUCUCUCGUUCCAGGAGGUUCAGGCACAACCUCCUACGGAAGAAGACGAUGAGACGCAGCAGCAUACCGACGAGCUGUGGGACAUAAUCAACGAGCAAAGGGCAUUACAGAAGCUGGCUAUGCAGCCGUAUCUGGAAGCCAAAUCGGCUCGUACCUGA